CUUUCCGGUGGGUUGUGCCGUGCUGAGCCCGAGGUUCCGGGCCCAGGAUGGGGCUUGGCUGUCGACGUGGCGGCGCUGAGAAGGGUGAGGCGGUGGCGGCAGCGAGCGGGUGUGCCGGCAGAUAUGAUUAACAAUGUCUGAGGCAGAAGGUAACACCAAGGAUGAUAUUUCAGCUGCAAUAGAAAAUGUAUCAAUUGAAGAUGGGUCCAAUACAGCAAAUGGAAAUAGCACAAGAAUUUCAACAGAUACCAUAUCUUCUCAAUUGAGUGAUCCUUCGGAGUAUGAUCUCAGUCAUGUCCCAGUUGAUGAUAAGAGCUCACAUCAAGAAAUUGUACCCAAGACUGGGGCUGUGGAUGAGCGAAAACAGAGUGGCCUGGAAGAAGCAACUUUAUCAGAAGAUCCAUUGUCCACUGAAGAGUCGUUUAAGGCUAUAUCCACUGAAAAUAAUGAGGUUAUAAGUCUUGACACAGAAUCCAGCAGACCUCAGAUAUUGGACGCACAUACACCAGCAGAGGAAAAUGUCACAGAGAUUUCCCUCUCAAAUAAAAGUUCUUGGGGAUCCUGGGGAGCUUGGGGAAAAUCUCUGAUUUCCACAGCUACAGCAACCGUUGGUCAUGGAUUGAACACUGUGAAGGAAAAGGCAGAAGCAUCUCUCAAAAUACAUGGUGGUGCCCCCACUUCUGAGGAGAGGAAACUAGCUGAGACAGAUGAAGUUGCCUUAGCAUCAGAUACACAAGAAGAAGCACAUUCUGCAGAUGUGACACACUCUUCUCCCACAGCUGGGUCUCGUGGCAUGUUGUCAACCAUUUCUAAUGUAGUUCACAGCACGGGUAAAACUGUAAUCACGGGUGGCCUGGAUGCAUUAGAAUUUAUUGGCAAGAAAACCAUGAAUGUCCUUGCAGAAAAUGAUCCUGGAUUCAAGAAAACAAAGAUAUUAAUAAAUCGAACUGCUACCUUAUCCCAGAUGUUAAGAGAAGCAAAAGAAAAAGAAAAACAACGACUUUCUUGCCAGAUUGCUGUAGAGAAGACAGUUCACUUUGGGAUGUUGUUUGAUGACUUCCAAGGUCUUUCUCAUUUAGAAGCUUUGGAAAUUUUAUCCAAUGGAAGUGAAAUAAAAGUUCAAACUGCUCUCAUGUCCCUCACAGGAGAAGAAUUGGAGACCAUGAAAACAGACCUUAUUAGUAUUAAAGAGUUGUUCUUAUUGAAAGAAUUUAAUACAGAAGAAAAUCAAGAACAGAGAACAGAUGAUGAAGAAUUUGUGAACAUGCUAACUGAACUACUAUUUGAAUUGCAUGUGGCUGCUACUCCAGACAAGCUUAACAAGGCAAGAAGAAAAGCUUACGAUUGGGUGGAGGAGACCAUUUCUGUUCUUGCAGCAGAAGCUGAAACAAAAAGUACAGGUGCAAAUAAUGAAAAAGAGGAUAAGCAGGAUGAGAAAGAAAAGCAGGAAGAAAUUCAAAAAGGCAAAAUACAAACAGAGGAUGUCUUGAUGUCAUCCAUUGAGAGUUUGGCCGAAGUAACAGCACGUUGCAUUGAACAACUCCAUAAGGUGGCUGAAUUGAUCCUCCACGGACAGGAUAUCGAGAAAUCAGCACUGGAUCAGGCUAAAGUCCUGACUGAGUUAACCAUUGCUAUGUGUAAGGAUGUGUCCCUUCUUUCCCAGAAAUUUGUUCUCUGUUUAACUCGAGCAGGGGCUAAACUGAAAGCAGAGGUGCUAAAUCCACAAAUAAACACCAUUUUGCUGGAGGGCUCGAACAGUGCCACUUACAUCCAAAGUGCAUUUCAAUUACUGCUUCCAAUUCUUCAGAUUUGCCAUAUACAAUCCAGUAUCACCAAAGAAGCCAAAUAAGAUGGAAAAUUGUGGAAUCUCCUUUCCAUUCAGUGACAGUAGACUAAGUUUCAAAUGUUCAAAUAGCUUAAAGCAAAGUUGACAGAAAACUAAUAAUAUUUUAAAGGGAAAUUACACUAAUACUAUAGAAAAAAUACUGGCAAAUUAUUGAAGACUAGUUGAAAACACUAAUUGAUUUAAUUGUUUAUACUGAGGGAACAGUAAAGCAGUGUUUGUGUUGUAUCUUUUAAAAGCAAUAAUCACUGCAACGCAUGAAUCAGAUUUUCUGAUUAAUGUUUUAUACCUCCAAGUGGUGCAACUUCUGCAUUACUUUUAGUGUUUUGAAAAUAUAUUUAACUUCAAAUCGUAUUUUAACCAUCUUUUCCAAACUACAAAUAGUAAUAUUUAAAUUGUGCAAUUAAUACAAAAAUAGGCUGACACUCACAGCACCAACUGCACUUUUCUCAACAAGUCAGAAGUACCAAACGCUAGUGUAUUUUAUUGAUAUUCCAUUUACUUCAGCACACUGAUUUAAUAUUUAAUAUUAUUGAGUAAUGUUUUGACCAAGACAAGAAUACAACAAUGUCAUGGGUAAUAUUACAAUAAAUUCACAAAUACUUCAUAACCUUGUAGGAAAUUUAGUUUUAUUGUAGUAUGUUUUGUAAUUAAAAUAUUUUAUAAAGGUUUGUGCAAAUAGGAAUUAGAACAUUUUUAUUGAUAUAUUUUAAGCACAGUAUUUCUACAGGGCAUGUCCCAAUCUCACUGAUUUCAGUGGGAGAGUGGCAUCACUGAUGUAAAAACAACAAUCUUGCAAUGAAAUUAUGAAAGUAGGUUGCUCCUGUCCUUGUCAUUUUUAUUUUAAUUUUCAUACUUAAACCUGCCAUUUUGAUCUUAUUCAAUCUUGGAAAUAAAAUUACAAUCUUAUCAAACUUCUGACAAGUUUGUGUUUGAAAUUUACCUAGAUUAUGUUGAGAAGUCAAUGAAAGGAAAAUGGAUCAAGAGCUGGAACUUUUCAUGAUUUUUCAAUUUAACAGUAACAAAAUAAAUCAUGUUCAUUAGGCCUAUAGUUUAACAAUAUGUAAAUAAACUUCUGUUUUUUUACCUUGUCAUAUUAAGUGUGUAAAAUAACUGACCUUUUUUUCUAAUUUCAUGAGUAUUAUUUUGAGUUUGGCUAGUGUUUGACACAAGUGAUAGAAAUAUCCACAAGGUAAGUUCAGGUACCCCUGAUUUUGAUCUGUUCGUUCAAAGGUAUUAAUGAUAGCUGGAAUUCCAUGUGCUCAAAUAUUAGCGUGGUGUAACAGAAUCAAACAAAACUUCUGCCCUUGAGCAGGAAGAGCAAUGCCUUUGGCUUCAUCUUGGAGCUGUGAAAGGAAAAUAUCUCCAGGCUUAUGCAGAAGUCACUUUUCAAUAAUUCCUGCCAGAGACUCCAUUCAGAAUGUGAUCAGCUUCGGUAGUAAUGCUACACGUUUAUAAAUAGCGUGUCAUCAUUGUUAACAAGGCUUGAGAAGUGACAAGUUAAUUAAGAUUAACCAGUAGGCAUGAAACCAUACUUCAGGAGCUUAAAUUCCAUCAGAAUUAGUAAAGGGACAGUAUUUUAAAUUAUUAUGACGUUGACCAAGUCUUGUCAAUACAUGUGCAAUUACUAAAAAAUUAUUUGUUAAUGGCAUAAAUGACUUUCAAAACACGAAAUAUUUAAUGACAAAACAAUUUGAAAGUUAUGAUUUGUAAAUGAUAUCAUAUUCCUGCAAACACAUCUGUCUCUCAGGCUCUGAGAUUUGCUG
Mobula hypostoma (lesser devil ray) is the source of this 3609-nucleotide messenger RNA. It is a transcript of the gene fam114a1, whose product is annotated as family with sequence similarity 114 member A1. The record is from RefSeq and is a predicted model, not a curated record. Bases 134 to 1849 code for a protein of 571 amino acids. The transcript has 14 exons. Lineage: Eukaryota; Metazoa; Chordata; Chondrichthyes; Myliobatiformes; Myliobatidae.